UUUGUUGCCUAAUAUGAGUUCGGAUGGUGAAGAGGAGUCUUCAGGGCUCAAGCCUGAGUCCAGCUCCUCUUACAGAGAGAGCUUCCACUGUCAAUAUAUAGUCUUGAAGACCAUUGGCUGGGGAGGCUUUGCCAAAGUAAAGCUGGCCUACCACCGCCUCACAGGGACCCCGGUGGCUGUCAAAGUGCUUCGAAAAAGGAAAAUGUGGUGCUACCCAGUCAUGUCUGAGGUAAAUAUCAUGAUGAUGAUCAACCACCCCAACAUCAUCUCACUCCUCCAAGUGAUUGAGUCUGAAAAGAGAAUAUACCUAGUCAUGGAGCUGGCUGAGGGACAACAGCUUUAUCAAUACAUCCGACAGGCUGGCCACCUGCAGGAGGACGAGGCCCGGGGAAUAUUCAGGCAAAUAGUAAGUGCUGUGAGCUACUGCCAUGAGCUUGGGAUAGUUCAUCGGGACCUGAAACCAGACAAUAUCAUGUUGGACAGGAAGGGAAAAGUCAAAAUCAUCGACUUUGGCCUCGGCACACAAGUCAAACCUGGGCAAAGGCUAAGUCUUCAUUGUGGCACAUACUCCUUCGGGGCCCCUGAAAUCUUACUUGGCAGACUUUAUGAUGGCCCCAAGGUUGACAUAUGGACCUUGGGAGUCGUCUUAUAUUUCAUGGUAGUUGGGAAGGUCCCAUUUGAUGCUGUCAACGUACGAGAACUGCGAAGGCAGGUUGUGUCAGGGAAGUAUACUGUCCCCUCGAACUUGUCAGAAGAACUCCAGGACCUGCUUAGCCGCUUAAUGACAGUCAACCCCAGGUUUAGGCCCACAGUGACCGAGGUGAUGACACACCCCUGGCUCAGGGAAGACUUGGAGGCUUCACCAAAUCCCUGUGAGGAAAUAGUCCCCAGCUUGCCUGACCUGGCAAUUGUACAAGCCAUGGAAUAUAUGGGGUUCCAAGCCCAGGAUAUCAAAGAUUCGUUACGCCAAAGGAAGUACAAUCAGACCAUGGCAUCCUAUUGCUUACUGCAAAAGCAGGCUCUCCAGGGGCAUGGCUGCACAACCCGGGCUCAGCCUGUGAAUCCAGGGCUGACUCCAUUCCCUUCACUUGAAGAUCCCGCUGCUUUCCCUAUAGAACUGAGGAGGAGGGGAAGUGAGCCAGCCCUUGGCACAUUACUCAGACAGCCAGCCACUUAUGGUCAUGUGCCUGCCUAUGGCCAGCAGGCAGGUCAAAGAGGAAGCAGACAUCCUGCUGGGUCUGCUCUCCCUCUCUGCAGGCCACUCCAGAGGCCAUCCACACCGGAUCAAGCCCACCAGCGUGCCAAGAGUGCUCCCUGCAUUUACUCAACGAGCAACAGCAGUGAGAACACGGAAGACUUAGGCUCCCACGGCUCCUCAGCAGAGGGCAAGCCCACCCACAGACGGGGCCAGCCCAGGGGCUUGAAGGGAUGGACAAGGAGGAUAGGAAGCGCCCUGAUGAGACUGUGUUGCUGCUUUCCCUCAAGGAAGAAACCUCGCCUAGGGCAGAACAGAGUCUCCCCUCAGAAAUGAGGCACAAGGAGGGAGUUUGGAGAACAAGCAGCAAGUAUGGCCCAGUGUUAUUGGAAAUACUCUAUUGUCCUGAGGAGGCACAGAAGGUGAUGUCAGACACAUGGUGGUCGAGAAGAGACACAGCAGCAGCAGCUGACCCCGUGGUGUCUCUAUGGGAACUGUUACUUCUAGAGCUAGACACCAUGCGUCAAUUGAUUAGGAACAUGUUUGGUUUAACUAACACCAGUAUUCAUGGAAGACACAGAGAUAUUCCUAGGACGGAUGUCUUCCUUGGAAGCUGGAAACAGGCAGCUGGGACAAGCAGCACGCUACCUUCCUGAUGAGGAGCACCCUCUCCAUGAUGCUGAUGACAGCAAUGUAAUGAGGAGCAUCAUCUCCAUGCUGAUGACUGCAGUGUGAUGAGGAACACCCUCUCCACAUGAUGACUGCAAUGUGAUAAGGAGCACCC
Molecule: messenger RNA, 1979 nt
Organism: Myodes glareolus (Bank vole)
Lineage: Eukaryota; Metazoa; Chordata; Mammalia; Rodentia; Cricetidae
Source: RefSeq, a predicted model, not a curated record